This is a messenger RNA of Aspergillus pseudonomiae, 596 nucleotides long. Its product is annotated as 60S ribosomal protein eL30. Lineage: Eukaryota; Fungi; Ascomycota; Eurotiomycetes; Eurotiales; Aspergillaceae. Bases 78 to 398 code for a protein of 106 amino acids. The record is from RefSeq and is a predicted model, not a curated record. Gene Ontology annotation, molecular function: structural constituent of ribosome; RNA binding. Gene Ontology annotation, cellular component: cytosolic large ribosomal subunit. The transcript has 4 exons.
CUUCACGAUAAGGCCGGAGCGCACCUUUUCAGACUACUCUCCCAGCAUACCGAACGACUCAGUUCAACAGCGUAACGAUGGCCCCCAAGAGCAAGAAGAACGCCGACUCCAUCAACAGCCGUCUGGCUUUGGUGAUGAAGUCUGGAAAGGUCACCCUUGGCUACAAGUCGACCAUCAAGACCCUUCGCUCCGGCAAGGCCAAGCUGGUCAUCAUCGCUGCCAACACUCCUCCUCUCCGCAAGAGUGAGCUCGAGUACUACGCUAUGCUCGCCAAGGCCCCUGUUCACCACUUCUCUGGUAACAACAUCGAGCUUGGUACUGCUUGCGGUAAGCUCUUCCGCACCAGCACCAUGACUGUCCUCGAUGCCGGUGACUCCGACAUCCUGUCCAGCCAGUAAGUGUAAAGCGCGGACAAUGUCUUCGUGUUAUGUCUGGACGAUGUACAAGCCUUUUGAAACGAGGAGGCACGUGAUAGAUAAUGACAAGAACCUUUACACUUUUUAACUGUUUUGACUUGAUCCAUUCUUCGUAUAUUGGUAUAUGUAGGAUGAGCUUGGUAGAAAGUAGUGGAACGCUCAGUGUGUGGCGACCUGAAU